Messenger RNA from Aphanomyces astaci, 747 nucleotides. RefSeq lists its product as hypothetical. The record is from RefSeq and is a predicted model, not a curated record. The coding region runs from base 88 to 672 and encodes 194 amino acids. The transcript has a single exon. Lineage: Eukaryota; Oomycota; Saprolegniomycetes; Saprolegniales; Verrucalvaceae.
CGCAAAUUGAGAAAAACAACACAGUUCAAACCAUGCGCGUCUGUUCUGCGACCUCUCGACAGUGCACUCCACACAACUCAAUUCAACAUGACCAUCCACACCAAAAGCCAUAGGGUGGCUGCUGCUGCUGCCACGGAUGCCCGUCUGCACUUCCACGGAGGAAGCAGCUGCGGCGGAGGAAUCCCCAGCAAGCGCCGGCUGCCGCAGCACGUGACGCCGCUGGCAACGCUGCGAUGCCGCGUCGAGGCCACGAGUCUGCGCCACCACACGUUCUUUCUCUGGCUGCCUCCGUACUUGGUGUACCAAGUUCGAGUCCUGGACAUUGCCACCAAUGAUACGUGGGUCACGCACUGCACCCCCCGGGAUGUCCGGCGGCUGUAUCAGCACCUCGUGCGUCGGUCGAUACACCCCGACACGGUGGAAGCUCUGCACGUGCUGAGGUGCCCCGACGCCCCCCUACUGCAGCCCCGGGACGGUCUCGCGAUCAAAGCCAUGUGCGUCGACACCGAGCACUUUCUGCACAACUUGUUGGCGUUGUGUCGUCAAACCACCACAGCGCCAGACGCCGCGUUCGUCGCGUUCUUUGUAGCGGCAUUCCUCAAAACCCCUCGGAAGAACUCGAUACAGGCAAGCACCCACGACGGCAGCAACAGUAGCAUCAUACCGAGUUAGAAACAUCAUACCGAGUUAGAAACAUAGUACACUAUACUAGUAUUAAUUACUACGUAGUAAUAUAUACAUGCCCCG